Leucoraja erinaceus (little skate) is the source of this 1529-nucleotide messenger RNA. It is a transcript of the gene selenoe, whose product is annotated as selenoprotein e. Lineage: Eukaryota; Metazoa; Chordata; Chondrichthyes; Rajiformes; Rajidae. The record is from RefSeq and is a predicted model, not a curated record. The transcript is spliced from 4 exons.
CUGCCACGUUUCCUCCUUCUCCUGCCUCGGUCGGGCUGUGAUGUUGGGGCCGCUGCUCCUGUGGGCUCUGUUGCUGACUCUACCCCACACUAACGGGCAGAGGGAAGAACGGCCUGUGGAUCAGCCAGGAGUGGAGAUAGCCCGAGCUACACUGGUGGCUCCCAGUUUGGUCGGAUGAUCAAUUAAGAAGAUGCCAGAACUCUAUCAGUUCCUCAUGGACCGCUUGGCAUUGUAUCACAAUCUGAAGUACGAGCUGCAGGAGAACCAGGAACCGCAGAUGCGUUUCUACAACCUGAAGGGUGACGUUGUAAAGAGCUUGCCUGUCCUGGAUAUGACGGCCGAUGAGAUCUCCGGCCUUCUCGAAUCCUUGGGGUUCUACAAGAAGCCAGCCAAGGGGGAAGAGGUCCCAGAGAGAUUCCGGAACUUCCCCUUGAAAGCAGCACGCGAGGAGCUGUAGGUCAACUGGUGUCUUAGUGGUGUCCUCCAAUUGAGCCAGGAACAUCACCCCCAAGAAGCACGGAUGACGUCAGGGUCCAAAAAGCAGUCGGCUGCCGGGACUCCAGCAGAGUGUCUGCUUCUUGGAGCGAUCAACACUGACGCUCUUUGUUCAGUAUUAAAAAUCCAUGUGUUUAACUUCGGUCUUGGGAGGGUGCUCAGUUUUUGGCUACAUGUGGUGAAUCGAUCAAUUCAUCGCCAAGAGGUCUACGCUAAAGUACAUCCAGAUGAUACAGCUCAGGGGUGAGGCUACAAGGCACUGUCCCACAAUACGCUGCCCCGUCAAUGGUCGAAUUCAUCCUCCCCAUCCUUGGAAAGGAAAUAGUAUAUCAAUCUUCUCCUGAAAGGUUUUAACAAUUCGCUGGAAAUAAUCCGCAGGGGAAGUCUUCUUCUUGUCUGAAUAUUUUGAAGAUUGAGAUUGGCACAUUCUUGAUUAGUAAAGGUGUCUGGGGUUAUGGGGGGGAAGGCAGGAGAAUGGGAUUGAGAGCAAAAGAUAGAUCAGCCAUGAUUGAAAGGCGGAGUAGACUUGAUGGGCCGAAUGGCCAAUUUCUGCUCCAAUAAGUUAUGAGGUUAUGAACUUGUCCCAUGCCAACCCAUCUGCACUAGUCACACCUGCCCACAUUUGGAACAUAUCCUUCCAAACAUUUCCUAUCCACAUACCUGUCCAAGUGUUUUUCAAAUGCUGCUAUAAUACCUGCCUCAACUACUACCUCCUCUGGCUGCUCGUUCCACAUGCCCACCACCCUUUGUGUGAAUGGAGCUCAUUAUCAAUGGACCCUCAUGCAUCCAUAAUCCCGGUGUGGAAGUCUAGGAGAGCUCUAAUGAACCAACAAUCUGCUCCAAAGCUGAAAACGUUUCCACUCUUUGUUUAAGAAAGCGAAGCAAUACCUUCUCUUUUCCAAAACAUUGAUCGUGGGAGUUGAACAUAGGACUAAAAUAUAGAAUAGAGAACAGUACAGCACAGGAACAGGCCUUUCAGCCCGUAAUGUCUGUGCCGUACAUGAUGCCAAGAUCAACUCUUAUCUGCCUGCAUA